AUGGUAGCUGAACUCAUUGACGGUAAAGCUAUUGCUUUAGAUCUCCGCACUAAAAUCCAUGAUGAGAUCGAACAAUUUCAAUCUAAACACCAAGACUUCAAACCCCACUUAAGUAUCAUUCAAGUAGGUGAACGUCCUGAUUCUACCACUUAUGUCAAAAUGAAAUUGAAAGCUGCUGAAGAAGCCAAUAUUGGUUGUGAAAUCAUUAAAUUACCUGAAGAUAUCUCCGAAUUUGAAUUGUUGAGUCAAGUUGAAAAAUUGAACAAUUCUUUGGACGUCGACGGUGUCUUGGUCCAAUUACCAUUACCUAAACAUAUCGAUGAAGUUAAAGUCACCAAUGCUGUUUUGGCCGACAAAGACGUUGAUGGAUUUGGUCCAUUCAAUGUUGGUGAAUUGGCCAAGAAAGGUGGUGAACCAUUGUUUUUGCCAUGUACUCCAAUGGGUAUUAUGUACUUGUUGGAAAAAUCCAAUGUUGACAUUGAAGGUAAAAACGCUGUUGUCUUAGGUAGAUCCGAUAUUGUUGGUAAACCAAUUGCUAACUUGUUGACUAAAGCUAAUGCUAACGUUACUGUUGUUCAUUCCAAAACACCAUUGGACAAAAUCCAAAAAUACCUUGCCGAUGCUGAUAUCGUCGUUGCCGCAAUUGGCCAACCUGCUUUUGUUAAAGGUGAAUGGUUGAAAGAAGGUUCUGUUGUCAUUGAUGUUGGAACUAACUUUAUCCCAGAUGCCACUAAGAAAUCCGGUCAACGUAUGAUUGGUGAUGUCGAAUUCGAUGUCGCUAAAGAAAAAGUUGCUUUGAUCACCCCAGUUCCAGGUGGUGUUGGCCCAAUGACUGUUGCUUGUUUGUUGGAUAACGCUGUCACUGCUGCUAAAAGACACUACCAAGCCAACAACCAAACUCCAAAAUUCACCAACCCUUUAAAAUUAAACUUGCAAAACCCAGUCCCUUCCGACUUUGAAAUUUCUCGUGCUCAACAACCAAAAAGAAUCACCCAAGUCGCUGAAGAAGCUGGUAUUUUGGACUCUGAAUUGGAACCAUUUGGAUUCUACAAAGCUAAAGUUUCCUUGGAUAUCUUGAAACGUUUGCAAAACAAAGAAAACGGUAAAUAUGUUUUGGUUACUGGUAUCACACCAACUCCAUUGGGUGAAGGUAAAUCCACCACCACUGUUGGUUUGGCUCAAGCUUUGGGUGCUCAUUUGAACAAGAAUGUUUUUGCUAAUGUUAGACAACCUUCUAUGGGUCCAACUUUCGGUAUCAAGGGUGGUGCCGCAGGGGGUGGUUACUCUCAAGUUAUUCCUAUGGAUGAAUUCAACAUGCAUGUUACUGGUGAUAUUCAUGCUAUUACCAUGGCUAACAAUUUAUUGGCUGCUGCCAUCGACACCAGAAUGUUCCAUGAAAGCACCCAAAAGGACGGUCCAUUAUACAAGAGAUUGGUUCCAGAAAAGAAAGGUGUUAGAAAAUUCACUCCUUCUAUGUUGAGAAGAUUGAAGAAAUUGGGUAUUGAAAAAACGAAUCCUAACGAAUUAACUCCUGAAGAAGUUACCCAAUUUGCCAGAUUGGAUAUCGACCCAGAAUCCAUUACCUGGAGAAGAGUUGUUGACUGUAACGAUAGAUUCUUGAGAGGUAUCACUGUUGGUCAAGCCCCAACCGAAAAGGGAUUCACCAGAGCAACUGGUUUUGAUAUCACCGUUGCUUCUGAAUGUAUGGCCAUCUUAGCCUUGGCCAACUCCUUGGAAGAUAUGAGAGAAAGAUUAGGUAGAAUGGUCAUUGGUUCCUCUAAAGCUGGUGUUCCAAUUACUUGUGAAGAUAUCGGAUGUGCUGGUGCUUUAACUGCCUUGUUGAAGGAUGCCAUUAAGCCAAACAUCAUGCAAACCUUGGAAGGUACUCCAGUUUUCGUUCAUGCUGGUCCAUUUGCCAACAUCUCUAUUGGUGCCUCAUCUAUUUUGGCUGAUAAGAUGGCUUUGAAAUUAGCUGGUACUUCACCAGACUUGUCUCCUGAAGAAAAGAAAGAACAAGAAGGUUAUGUUGUCACUGAAGCCGGGUUCGACUUCACUAUGGGUGGUGAAAGAUUCAUCAACAUUAAAUGUAGAUCUUCUGGAUUGGUUCCAGAUGUCAUUGUUAUUGUUGCUACUGUACGUGCUUUGAAAGUACACGGUGGUGGUCCAGAAGUCAAGGCCGGUGCACCAUUGGCUCCAGAAUACACUCAAGAAAAUGUUGAAUUAUUAAGAGCUGGUUGCUCAAACUUGGCCAAACAUAUCUCCAACGCCAAGAGCUAUGGUUUACCAGUUGUUGUUGCCAUUAACAAGAUGUCCUCUGAUUCCGAUAAGGAGCAUGAAGUUAUCAAAGAAGAAGCUUUGAAAGCUGGUGCUGUUGAUGCCAUUGUUUCCAACCAUUGGGAAGAAGGUGGUAAAGGUGCCAUUGAUUUGGCUAAAGGUGUUAUGGAAGCUGCCAAUUCUCCAGAAAGAGAUUUCCGUUUCUUGUAUGGAUUGGAACCAUCUAUUGAAGACAAGAUUUCCACCAUUGCUACUGAAAUGUAUGGUGCCGCUGAAGUUGAGUUCUUACCAGAAGCACAAAAGAAAAUCGAUCUUUAUACCAAACAAGGUUUCGGCAAGUUGCCAAUCUGUAUUGCUAAAACUCAAUACUCCUUAUCUCAUGAUGCUACUUUGAACGGUGUUCCAACUGGUUUCAAAUUCCCAAUUCGUGAUGUCAGAGCUUCUAUUGGUGCAGGAUACUUGUAUGCUUUGGCUGCCGAAAUCCAAACUAUUCCUGGAUUACCAACCCAUUGUGGUUUCAUGAAUGUUGAAGUUAAUGAAGAUGGUGAAAUUGAUGGUUUGUUCUAG
Messenger RNA from Candida tropicalis MYA-3404, 2841 nucleotides. RefSeq names its product trifunctional formate-tetrahydrofolate ligase/methenyltetrahydrofolate cyclohydrolase/methylenetetrahydrofolate dehydrogenase (gene MIS11). The transcript has a single exon. Gene Ontology annotation, cellular component: cytosol. Bases 1 to 2841 code for a protein of 946 amino acids. The record is from RefSeq and is a predicted model, not a curated record. Gene Ontology annotation, biological process: tetrahydrofolate interconversion. Lineage: Eukaryota; Fungi; Ascomycota; Pichiomycetes; Serinales; Debaryomycetaceae. Gene Ontology annotation, molecular function: ATP binding; methylenetetrahydrofolate dehydrogenase (NADP+) activity; formate-tetrahydrofolate ligase activity.